Ascochyta rabiei is the source of this 753-nucleotide messenger RNA. RefSeq lists its product as uncharacterized. The record is from RefSeq and is a predicted model, not a curated record. Bases 1 to 753 code for a protein of 250 amino acids. The transcript has a single exon. NCBI's taxonomy places the organism in Eukaryota, Fungi, Ascomycota, Dothideomycetes, Pleosporales, Didymellaceae.
AUGCGUGUGGGAAGCAGUCGCACGACUCUCCUGCAGCACCAGCUGGCCUCAAAGGAGCUCGAGGGCGAGGGUGAAGGCGAGGGCGAGGGUGAAGGCGAGAGCGAGGGUGAAGGCGAGAGCGAGGGCGAAGGCGAAGGCGGAGGUGGCGGUAGGCGUCCAAGUGGAGAUGGAGGUCGAGGCGAGGUCGAGGUGUGCAAAGACAGAAGCCACGAGCGUCCGGGGAGCUCGGUCGGUGGAGGCGGAGGACACGCACGAGCAGGCAGCGUGCUAUGCCGUAACCAGCAGACAGCUCCCAAUGGGCAAGAUACAACCAAGGGAAACGGGCCGCAGGAGGGGCGUGGCAGGCACAGGCACAGGCAGCGGCAGCGGCAGAGGCACAGGCACAGGCAGCGGCACAGGCACAGGCACAGGCACAGGCGUCAAGGGCAAGCUCACGGUCGAAAGAGAGAGGGCGCGAGGUGGACGAGCAGGAGAGGAGAGGCGAGGAGAGGAGAGGAGAGGAGAGGAGAGGGGGGAAGAGGGACAGAGGGACAGAGGGACAGGGACAGAGGGACAGAGGGACAGGCAAAGAGGGAAGGAUGCAGAGCAGAGCAGAGCAGAGCAGCGCAAACGCAAGCACUGCCUCUGUCGUCUCGAAGCGUCGUCCGUCGACGGAAAACCGACGCAGACACGUUUAGCGCAGCCAAUCACCGGCCGCGAGCACGUCCUGGUCGUCGUUUCAGCAGCCCUGUGCUAGCCAGUUUAGCCAGCUAG